CAACAAAGGGCUGCGGGUGGCGGGCGGAGGUGUCUGUGUCGAUCGGUGCGACGCUUUGCCUGGGCGCCCAGCCUCUCUCCUGUCAAGCUCCAGAUGAAGUGUGAGCACUGCACGCGGAAGGAAUGUAGUAAAAAAACAAAAACAGAUGACCAAGAGAAUGUGUCAGUUGAUGCACCAAGUCCAGCCCGGGAGAAUGGAGAAAAGGGAGAGUUCCAUAGGUUAGCUGAUGCCAAGAUAUUUCUGAGUGAUUGCCUGGCGUGCGACAGCUGCUUGACUGCAGAGGAAGGAGCCCAGCUGUCUCAGCAGAGCACCAAGGAAUUCUUCCGCGUUCUGAACCUUAAUAAGAGAUGCGAUACCUCAAAGCACAGAGUGCUGGUAGUGUCUGUGUGUCCUCAGUCUUUGCCUUAUUUUGCUGCUAAAUUCAACCUCAGUGUCACUGAUGCAUCCAGAAGACUCUGUGGCUUCCUCAAAAGUCUUGGGGUGCACUACGUGUUUGACACCUCGAUAGCUGCAGACCUGAGCAUCCUGGAGAGCCAGAAAGAGUUUGUGCGUCGGUUCCAUCAGCACAACGAGGAACAGCGUGCGCUGCCCAUGCUGACCUCUGCCUGCCCAGGCUGGGUCCGAUACGCUGAGCGGGUGCUGGGACACCCUGUUACUCCCCACCUGUGUGCUGCCAAGUCCCCUCAGCAGGUCAUGGGCUCCUUGGUGAAGGAUUACUUUGCCAAACAGCAGAACCUGGCCCCAGAGAAGAUCUUCCACGUAGUUGUGGCCCCUUGCUACGACAAGAAGCUGGAGGCUCUGCGAGAGGGGCUCUCUGCUGCGCACGGUGCCCAGGGUGCUGACUGUGUGCUGACAUCAGGUGAAGUUGCUCAGAUAAUGGAGCAAAGUGACCUUUCUGUGAAAGAUGCUGCAGUGGAUACCCUGUUUGGAGACAUGAAGGAGGCCACAGUGAGGCGCCACGAGGGAGCCGGCUCUGACGGGCACCUGGCCCACGUCUUCAGACACGCGGCUAAGGAGCUGUUCAACGAGCACGUGGAGGAGAUCACCUACCGCGCCCUGAGAAACAAAGACUUCCAGGAGGUCACCCUGGAAAAGGACGGGGAGGUUCUGUUACGCUUCGCUGCUGCUUACGGCUUUAGGAAUAUCCAGAACAUGAUCCUAAAGCUCAAGAAGGGCAAGUUCCCGUACCACUUCGUGGAGGUCCUCGCCUGUCCCAGAGGGUGCUUGAGUGGCAGAGGCCAAGCGCAGACUGAGGACGGGCACUCAGACAAGACCCUGCUGCGGCAGAUGGAGAGCAUCUACGCUGACAUCCCUGUGCAGCCCCCAGAGACCAGUGCACACCUGCAGGAGAUGUACCAAGCGUGGCUGGGCUCCCCUGGUGCUCAGGAAGUGCUGCACGCCACACACCCGAGCCCAGUGCGCUGCUUGGGCAGCCUGGACAUUAGGUGGUGAAAGAAGCUGGGACAGCCCCUCCACAGGAGGGCUGCUCUGCGCUGGAGGGUGGGUCUCCAAGAAACAGCUUGCUGAGCUUGGCUGGCUGUGAGAGUCCUCUGCUGCCCGACACAGCGUGGGGGGAGGCCGUGUCCUUUUAUCCUAAGGUUGUAUGAAAAAUCCAAAGAGCGAGAACCAAGAUGGUGCACUGUCUUUUAGGGUUAAAAAAAAUCUAAGAGGUGUCUUGUGAAGAGUCAAGGCCAGGUAUGCAGUCUGCAUUCCUUGGUGAUGGCCGCUGCAGAAGUGGCAGCAGCAGGGCCACUGGGGCAGGCAGCACAGUCCCAGCCUCCUGGCCUGGUUUGACUCCUGCUUUCGCUUAUAGACAUUUCUAAGAAUGACCGAGAGUUCUGGCACCAGUGGGCCAUGUUCCUGGGCCACCAAAGUGCAGCACCACCGCCCUGCUGGGGCCACACGUGGCCAGCUGGGGGCCUGUGCACUGGCCCCUCCGGCCCGGCCUGACCUUGUGCAUUCAGUCUGAGUUGGACUUGCUGCAGGGGGAGAGGCCUGAUGAGGGUGAUUGUCAUCGGGAGCAGAGUUGGGGGAGUGGGAGGGAGGACAUGGGAGCAUCCCCAAAACAUCAGUACCAUCACAGGGCCAGGGGGAGAGCCAGAGGCCCACCCCGCCCUACAGCAGGUGGGACAGCGAAGCCCUCUGCUUGUUGAUGGUCCCUUUCAGCCCUGGCUGAACUGCCCCGUGAGCUCGCCUUAAGGACAAGGAGAAAGCAGUGUCUCCAAAUAGGACUGCUCUCAGAAUCCCGGAUGCUGCGCUGGGCUCAUCCUGGAGGUGGAGGUGCUGAGGCCCACAGAUGGCCUUAUGCGGCACUUGAGUUUCCUUAAUGUGUGUGACGCUUCCACACGUUAGGCUGCCUUCAUCCUGUGUUGUGUUGUGCCGUGUGCCUGUCUAGGUGGGUGACUGACACAUGUUAAACUGUAUAUUUUUUGCUUUCAAUCUCUAUACAGUCGAGUGUCCAUCCCCUGAAGUAACUGAUGUGGAAUAAACAGUUGAAAAGGG
This is a messenger RNA of Marmota flaviventris (yellow-bellied marmot), 2502 nucleotides long. RefSeq names its product nuclear prelamin A recognition factor (gene Narf). NCBI's taxonomy places the organism in Eukaryota, Metazoa, Chordata, Mammalia, Rodentia, Sciuridae. The record is from RefSeq and is a predicted model, not a curated record.